Lytechinus pictus (painted urchin) is the source of this 8051-nucleotide messenger RNA. Its product is annotated as dopamine receptor 2-like. Gene Ontology annotation, cellular component: plasma membrane. The transcript is spliced from 2 exons. Bases 1595 to 3031 code for a protein of 478 amino acids. Gene Ontology annotation, biological process: adenylate cyclase-activating adrenergic receptor signaling pathway. Gene Ontology annotation, molecular function: neuropeptide Y receptor activity. Lineage: Eukaryota; Metazoa; Echinodermata; Echinoidea; Temnopleuroida; Toxopneustidae. The record is from RefSeq and is a predicted model, not a curated record.
GACAUCGAUAUCUGGUUUUGAAAAUUGAUGAGCUUUUAACUGAGUAAGGAAGUCAACAUGAUUCUUUCACCAUUUUGGAAAAGAUGACCUAUACAUGGAGAUGAGCAGGACUAUCGAACUAGGAGUAUAUACAGCGUUACUAAAUGAUGGCUGUCAUAUUUUGUCAAUUCAUAUUUGCAACGCAGUUUAUCUUCCGACUGUUUACACUAUAUUUUGGAUGUACGUAGUCCACAAAUGUGAAAUCGGAUGCAUAUAUACAUAAUCAUAUCAAGGGAUAUUGAUGUAGCCUACUGAGGAGGAAUACACACUAGCUCAAUGAUAUUGGUUGAUUUGGAUAACGCAUAAUCAGAAUCACUAUCACCAUCAUCAUCAAUACAAACACCACAGCCAUCACCACUAGUACUAUUAUACAGGAUCAUCUGCGUUAUCAUUAUUACCAUCAGCAGCAUUGUUAUCUCCAUCAGCAUCAUCAUCACCACCACAACAGUUACCACCACCACCAUCAUCAUCACCAUUACCACCACCACCAUCGUCAUCAUCAUCACCAUCACCACCACCAUCAUAAUCAUCACCAUCACCACUAAAGGCACCACCACCAUCAAACUAAUCAUCACUAUCGUCAAUCAUCAUCAUCAUUAUCAUCAUUAUCAUCAUCAUCAUCACCACCACUGUAAUUUUCACAAAAGCAGUACUAUUUUGAAUCGCUCUUCUCCAUUGUGACUAGCGAUUAUUAAUUUAUUCGAUCCGCCAUCUGAACAACCUAUUUCUCAAUCACGCUGUUUGCAAGGAAUGGAAAAGCCGCGCCAACGAACGAGUGAGCGUGCUCGCACCACGCAUGCGCAUUAUUGCUUUGCACGGAAAACACGGUAAUGGGGAAAGUGGUCGAAAUAAAGAGGAGCAUUUGAAUGAUUGGAGUUAAAGCUGGAAGGUGUGUGCCUGACUGUCUCGCGUCAAACAAACAAUCAGACAAAAAAAAUCUCAAGCCAAUAGCCAGCAGAUCAUUAACCUUAGGGAAACACGUUUGGGAAAUUAUUCGCUUGAAGUGAGUUUCAGCAUUAUGGAUAUGGCUUGGAAGUAGAUCCUGUUCGUGUUUUUAGGACAUGGCUUUUUGCUGACGGUAUCUCACAAGGCUGUCCGAUCCUUCACGAUUGAUAGAAUACCUCGUUCGUGAAGACAAAAUGGAAAGCUGGUGAGUGAUGAGCACAGCAGGAUUUUUUACUCGCCGGAGGUACCUUGUCAACCUGAAUUGUUGAAAUGAUUUCGCAUGUUCAAGCAUGUUACCUUUAUAAACAAUGACUUGCAUACACAUCGAUCUUUCACAGCGGAACGAAUUCGUCAGUUACGUUCUUUGAAUCAGAGCAAACCAUGCUUUUAGUAAACUUUUACAAGAACAAACAAUUUGAAUAACUUUUGUCACAUCCAAGGGAAGUUUUUUCUUUGCAAUAGAUAAAAAAGGAGGAUAUCUGAUCAUUAAUACUACUCAAGGAAGAGCAGAGUUAAAAAGGAGCAUUUUUAAUAUUUUAAAAACCGCAGAGAAGUUCUACCACCCAAAAACAUCUUUUACGACACCCAUCUUGUCGCAACUUCCCUGCAAAUGUUGCCAGGUGAGUUUAUCGCGAGGCAAUAUGAAAUGACCACCAUCCAUGGUUUAGUUACCAUGGGGCGAGAUGCAAACCAAUCAUUCCGUACUUCGAUCUUAACGCAAUCGGCAAUGUCGCUUGCAGGAGUAGAAAUGACCGGGGCGAACACCAAGGAGUUUGACUUUGCAUCCGAAAACUCAUCAAACAAUGCAUCAGAGUUUAAUAUGGGAGAAUUCAGAGGUCCACUUGACGGCCAGAGUUUACCUAGGACUGUCAUCGUGGGCUGCAUCCUAUGUUUCUGCUGCAGCCUUACGAUAUUCGGAAAUAUGCUUGUGAUUGCUGCUGUUUACAGAGAGCGAAACCUUCGGACGGUAACGAAUUAUUUCAUAGUUUCUCUCGCCUUUGCUGAUUUGCUAGUCGGAAGCAUCGUCGUGCCAUUCGCCAUCAUUGACACCUUGACAGCCGGAUACUGGUUCUUUAAUGCAAUUUGGUGUGACCUAUGGCAUGCGUUUGAUGUUCUGGGUUGUACGGCAUCUAUUCUGAACCUUUGUAUCAUUUCUUUGGACCGCUACUGGGCUGUCACACAUCCGAUGAGCUACCCAACCCGAGUUACCAAAAAGAUGGCAGGAUUCCUCAUUGUCCUGGUCUGGCUCGCUUCAGCUGCAAUCUCAUUCCCUUGCAUUCUGGUCUGGCGUGCCGUGGAGCCUCCGCAACCCCCGCAGAAGUGCAUUUUCCCGCAGAACCCUUGGUAUCUAGUGAUAUCCUCAUGUGUAUCUUUCUACCUCCCUAGUUUAAUCAUGAUGUUCACUUACUACAAGAUCUACAGGGCAGCUGUAACCCAAAUGCGCCACAUCCGGUCAGGAACUAAGCUUGUAUCCGCUAAAGCAGCUGAUAAAACCCAUAUGAACGGUGCGGUGUCCCUACGUAUACAUCGAGGAGGAGGCGUUAAGACAACCGGAAGCCCUCUGAGUAACCAACAUUCCAAUAAUAAUUUACACAAUGGACUACCGCCAGAAAUGAGGCCCCUUAACGUGCGACGGGACACCAAAAUCGCACUCACCCAAGCCGCUGGCCGUCGGCUUCUCUCUAGAAUGAACAAAGAACACAAAGCUGCUAAGACUCUGGGUAUAGUCGUCGGUGUCUUCAUCCUCUGCUGGUUGCCUUUCUUCAUCAUCAAUGUCAUGGCGCCAUUUUGUUUUGAGACCUGCAUCUUAGCCCCGGACCUUGUGAUACCCCUCGCUACAUGGCUUGGUUUCAUUAACAGUGCAUUAAACCCCGCAAUCUACGCGUUCACCAGCCGGAACUUCAAGAGAGCGUUUAAGCGAAUCCUAUGCCAAUGUUGCUUGCAGCAGAAAAAGAGGCAGUACAUCGAGGGCCAUUCUGUUAAAGACAGCACCCGUUUCAUGAGCAUUGAUUCAGUUUAUUCCAUGGGUGAUAUCGCUCUUCAGUAGAGCCACAACUAACCGAAGACUCUGCAUUCAAAACCUGACAACAAUUGUCAUUCUAUGAAUGUUCCAAAGAAAUCGUGUACUUGGUGAAAGGAGUGUUAAUUUAAAUCAUGAAGAAUAUUGAUUAGGUCUCAUUAUCUGUACUCGUUGCGUAUUUACCCACCGAUAAUUGGCAGGGGUCUCUGUUGUGUGUCAUGGCUGGCUUACAGACAUUAGUGGUAAGGCUAAAUAAACAACGGAAUAUUCAGAGAAUUUCAAUCUAGUCACGAGUAGAAAAUUGUAAAAUCAAGCUGUUCUAACAGGAGAAUCGAAAAAUCAAUUUAAAGCGAGGGUGAAAAACUAGAGCCCAUAAUUGAAAUUCAUCACACUUUAUCAAUGACAUUAAGGACCAAAACGUCACACAUUCCCUCACAAAAAUAUGCCUUAUCGGAGAAGAACUUGAGAUGACCUUUUUCCUAAUAUCCAUACCUUUUCAUCAACCUUUAUUUAUUACAUUUUUCUCUUUGGACGGUGAUUGUAGUAAUGAAUUCCAAAUAUCAUUUUCUUUUUGCUCCGUUUUAUAUAAAAACGUCGCCAGAUUGUUACAUUUUUGUUUUCGUAAAUCGCAGUUAUUAAUCGUAUAAUUAAUUUUGUUCGAUAAUUCAUCUUUUAAAAAGAAAUCAAACAGUUCAUCCAAAGGUCCAUUUGUAUUUCUGAAUAUCCGAAUAUUGUUUGUGUAAGUUGGGAAACGAAACGACGCUUCAAGUUUAAUAUAUCUGGCAAUCCUCCAUGCAGUUCCUAUUAUUGGUCUUUAUCUGUAUUUGUCAUGUGCACACUUUUCCAUAGCGGUAACAUGUCAUUUUCUUUUAUAGAUUGAAAAGAGUUAGUUCAUUGGCUCAGACUAGAGCGUGCACCGUGUUCAUAUGUAUCUACGUUAGAUGUAAACAUACUAUUUCGCAAGAUUAGACAAGUAAUGGAGCCCAUAAUUUUUUCAUUGUCUUACUUGAGUUAUCCUUACAUGCAUUAUGUAUUACACACUGUUUCGUUUUUUACGAUUUAUUUUGGAUCCUCAAAUACACCUAAAGUCGUACUGACGUUACACUUAUCUGUAUAAGAUGUGAACGUACUGCUUCAUAUGCCUUUAUUUGCAAUCAAUUCCAUGGAUUGCAUGGAUUGUCAAACUUAAGUUGCCCUUACUUUGUCAUUAUUUGGAAGUACUGUUUCAAUAGUUAAGAGUCAUGGAGCCUCAGGUACACUGUACUUAUCUAUAUAAGAUAUGAACGUAUUUGCAUUUUAUGCUAAAGCAGUCUCACAUGAGUUUCCCUUUUUUUUUUAGAUUUUUAAGUUCAGUUUUAAUAGCUGUGAUUUAUCAAGAAGCAUCAAUUAGAUUUACUGUCACAACUCACCAUUAUCUGGGUUAGAUGUGGACUUACUGCUUCCCGUGCGUCUAAUGGACCCAUUUUAUAUAUUUUUUAGUAAAAAAAUGGUUAUCAUUCAAGCAAAUACCACUCUCGUUGGUAACUGAUUGCAGUUAAUGCCAAUUUAGUAAGGCAAUGUUUUUUUAUUGAAAAAUACCUGAAUACCCCCCCUCCCCCUUUAACACACAUAAUACUUUUAACCCUCCCAGCCCUCCUAGGAAUAUGUGAGUUUGAUUAAAUACUACCGUAACUUCGAUUUAUCUUCUUCACAAUUAUGAUGAAUGUUGCAUUAAAAAGCUAGGAAACAUUUCAGCUUGCUCCAGAAGAACACACACACUCACUUCGCAAAACAAAAACCCUCUUUGAACUUUGUUUCGUAUCAAAUGCCGUUGCAAAGUGUCCUUAUUAUUACAUUGUGAAUGAGACCUAACUUCUAGACAAGUCGAUUAGUACGAUAUUUUUUGUUAUGAGAAAUUCGCAAUUGCCGAAUUUUGAAAAUCCACCGCCCCCUCUCCUAGAAGAAUCUCAUUAAUGUAUUGUACGUAAGGAGACUGUAGCACCAUUUAACAUAUUACCUUGUUAAUGAUUGACUGAUUGCGAUCAAGACGACAGCUAUGGUCAAUCUACCUGAGUAUCGUUUCGUUUAUGCAAGUAAUCAGGAAGAUGAAUUUAUUUGAUUGUGUAACUCAAUUUAGAGAAACAAAUUCUGCAAUAAACGUCUUUGAAAUCUUUAUUACAAUAUUUAAAAACUCCUUUCCUUAAUUACCUUAAAAACUACACGUUUAUCAACUCAUUCGUAUCCAUAGGCUCCUAUUGUUCGUAGCCUAUAAUCUGUUAGUGUAUGUGUUAGUAACAUACACUGACUCCCCAUCUGCAAGUUUAUGUUUGAAUAUUAAAACACCGUUUGAAGUUAAUAGUUGCUUUGGCCGUUUGGUUAUGCAAUAUUUAAUUGUACCCACAUAAUAGCACACAAUUCAUUAAAUAUGCAAGCUUAAGGCCCCUUGACACAAUGCAUUACGAUUGGUCGCAUGGCUCAAGCUUACGCUUGACUGCAUUGGUAAUUAUGUGCAAUCGAUCGUAGAAAUGAAAUGUGCGAUCAAAUACUCAGCACUGUGCUACAGGGUACUGGAUGUAUUGCAAACAUAACGGUGUCUUAGACGUGGUUUCAAUUACUUAACGUACAUAAUAUAGCACGGGUAUGCUGUAUAAGGGCCUAUGCUUUAUUAAAUUAUCUUCACUAAUCAGUUGCUAAUUAAUGGCAAAGGGUAUUCUCAUUACUUUACCGGUUAUCUUGGGUAAUUAACAUCACAAGUGCUUUCUUUAAUAGGGAUAUGGGUCUCUCUCUCUCUCACACAAUGAUCACAUGUAAAUCUGCUUUUUCUUGAUCUCUCCCUCUAUCUCUCUGUCACUCUCUCUUCCUUCCUCUUUCUUUCUAUCUUUUCUAUCUACUUAUUUAUAUCUGGCUCUCUCACACCAUUCUCGCUCUCUCGAUGAUCAUGAUGAUAUCUGUCUUUUGAUCACUUCAAUUUCGUGUCAGUGUUAGGUCCCAAAAUCGAUCGUAAAUUAUGAAAUUGAAAUCUGAAAACGAUUGUAAAUAGGAUUAUUAUGUCUAUGUCUAUCUUUCCCUAGUUUUUUUUUCUCUCUCCCCUCUUUCGCUCUGAUAUUAUAAAGCAAUUCCCGAAUUUGAGUUAUAGAUACAGUGUGAAGUUAUCAAGACUCUUGCAAGAGUAACCCUUAUGAUUUUAAAGAUGUAUGUCACAAUCCUGGCUCUUGAGGUAGAACUGGCGAAUUUUUCAUGUUUUCCCCCUUUUCGGCCAGAAAUGUUGUUAUUCAUCAGGGAAACAAUAAAUUACGCACUUUGGGUUAUCAUUAUGAAAUAAGCCUGUAUACUAAACGCUUACUCUGAAUAGUAGAGUACAUGGAAGGUGGGAUGAGAACUGAAAUAAUUGCCAUUAAAUGAAAAAUCGUUGAAAAUCAUACCGCUUGAGUAGAAAGACGUCACCCUGUACGCGAGAUUUCCUGUCUAUAAGAACAUCGUUUUCAGUCAUCGAUAUCUUAUGAAAAAUUCAUGCCAUAAUGAAGAAUUGAUACCUUAAAACGGGGAUUUAAAGGUAGAUUGUAGUGGCUGGGGACUGGGAAGUCGUGAAUGACGUGUGGUUGGGAUAAAACUCAACUUGAAGGGGGAAAACAGAAACUCAAUUCACAAAUGAGAACUGGACGCUUGCCAAAGUUUUAUAACAGGAUUUCCACGCAGAUGAUUGUGAGGAUGCUGAGAAGGGAAGAUCUAGUUUUCUGUCUAAAUCCCUGCCGCAGGGUUUUGGAGGCAAUCGUAGGUUAUUCUAUUUUUACUGUUUUAUAAGAAUAUGUAAUUUGUACUUGAAAGUAGCUACCGGAAACACCAAGGGCGCCGAUUUAGGUAAUACCCAUUUACGCCACCUACUUUGUCCCCCUCCCACACUCCUUUCGCAUGUUCUUUUUUGAGAAACUACGGAUGUGAUUCUUCCCCAUUCUACGUAUUCUGAACACUACACAUUACAUAAAAAACUUGGAAUUUAAUAUUCCAUCCUUCCACAUAUGUGACCAGCCACCUCAAAUCCAACAAUAAAUCGCCGAAAGUGAAUUUUGAGAUUUUUAUUGAAUUUGAACAAGCAUACCCUAAGCUUUAAUACAAUAUAUGAUUUGUCAAACUUAAUCAAUUAUAACUCACUCAAAUGCUUGAUUGAAUGCAGAGAAAACAACACGAGAGCUUCAGAAAAUGAAGUUCAGGUCCACUCAAGCAUGAGAUGUUGCACACUUUGCAAUUUCAAUAAAACUUCCAAGCAGUCCACAAAAACUUGUGUCAAACAAACUCUUGUAUCUUGUUUUCUAUUCAACUUUACAACUCGACAGUUUAACAGUAUAACAAUUGCAGAAGUACUUCCUCCUCCCUCAGACAAGCUUGAAUUUUGGCUUUUUGAAGACCAAUUUACUAUUUUGGCUAUUAGCAGAGAACUUUCCAUGGCGACUUAUUGGUCUCUAUUGCUCAUGCACUGAAUAUGGUUUACACUGGUGACAGUUAUUGGUUCUAGGAAUAUAUUGAUUUGGCAAAAUGAACAUGCGACGAGAGUGUCUGUCUCCUAAAAUUGAUUUUGUUUUACAUUGAUUUUACUUCAAUCAUAUCGGUCAAAAAGCUAACCCACUUUCUUGCGAACUGUGUCCUAGAACUAUCGGAUGAGAUAGAGUCCAUCUUUCAUCGCGUCCUCUUGUUCGAGUUUCGAUUCAUGGCAAAGUGGCGUGACAACCAGUUUUUUAAAUUACAUGUAUCUCCAUUUUGAUGUUUGAAUCUGGCUUUUUAGUUAAUUGAUCACGUGUUAUUUUAGCAUGCAUGAAUGAUGAUGUACUAUAUAUGUCUGCAAUCUGGUAUUGUGCUAUUUUUACAUAUCAUGUAUGUAUGUUUCUUAGAUUUUGACAGCUUUGUAUCUAUUUCUUUAAAUGGAUUUAAUGAGGUGUAAAGAUUGAAAUUGUAUAAAGGCUAGAAUUAUCUUAUUUUUGCAUUGUUGAAUGUACAUAAAAAUAUACAGCACAAUUGUUGCUAAGAAUUGUUAUGAACAUUGCUAUCAUCUAUGAAUAAAUCUAUUCACUACGAU